Gadus macrocephalus (Pacific cod) is the source of this 7226-nucleotide messenger RNA. RefSeq names its product kinase D-interacting substrate 220b (gene kidins220b). Lineage: Eukaryota; Metazoa; Chordata; Actinopteri; Gadiformes; Gadidae. Gene Ontology annotation, molecular function: protein binding. The transcript has 30 exons. The record is from RefSeq and is a predicted model, not a curated record. The coding region runs from base 336 to 5576 and encodes 1746 amino acids.
GCUUUCACUGGACUAGACGGCGGGGCUGCGACAUUUACUGUCUUCUGUAUAAAUUACUUGGUUUCAUUCCUUUAUCCUCUCUUCAUCACCCCAUCCUCCUCUGUUGCUGUGCGCGUCACGGCAGGGGGCGGGGCUUGUCCGAGAUUGACUCGCAGCGUCUCUUCAGCUCCACUGUUUUUCUGCUCCACAAAAUGGCUGUAGUGUGGGAUGGGGAAUAGACUGCUGCCUUUCAUCUAGAGGAGACCCGCAGAAGACACAUCGCCCACCGGGACCCGUGCCGCCCGAACCGGACCGACCCCUCAUCUCUCACCGGCGGUGUUUAACGAGCCGUAACCAUGGACACCACCACCUCCAUCAAGAUGACCACGCUGGCCAUCCAGAACCUCUUCAGCUACGUGGAGGAGGAGAACCUGGGGGCACUGAAGUCCCACCUGGACCGCUUCAAGGAGGUGGACGGCCGCAGCGACAAUGGUCAGACUCCCCUGAUGUUGGCCUCUGAGCAAGGCAGCCUGGAGAUCGUUCAGGAGCUGAUCAGGAGGGGAGCCAACGUCAACCUGGACGACGUGGACUGCUGGUCCGCUUUGAUCUCAGGCGCCAAGGAGGGGCACCUGGAGGUGGUCAAGGAGCUGCUGGAGAACAGCGCCUACCUGGAGCACAGAGACAUGGGUGGCUGGACAGCCCUUAUGUGGGCUGCCUAUAAAGGUCGCGUGGAGGUCUGCGAGCUUCUACUGGAGAAUGGAGCCAACCCCAACACAACAGGACAGCAGUACAGUGUGUAUCCUAUCAUCUGGGCGGCGGGACGGGGCCACGCCGACAUCGUCAAGCUGCUCCUCGACAACGGAGCCAAGGUCAACUGCUCCGACAAGUAUGGCACCACCCCUCUGAUCUGGGCCUCCAGGAAGGGUCACUUCGAGAGUGUGAUGCACCUGCUGGAGAACGGAGCGGAUGUCGACCAGGAGGGGGCGAACUCGAUGACGGCCCUGAUCGUGGGGGUGAAGGGGGGCUUCUCGGAGGUGGUGAAGGAGCUGCUGAAGAGGAACCCCAACGUCAACAUGACGGACAAGGACGGCAACACCGCGCUGAUGAUCGCCGCCAAGGAGGGCCACACCGAGAUCGUCCAGGACCUGCUGGACGCCGGCACCUACGUCAACAUCCCCGACCGGAGUGGGGACACAGUUCUGAUCGGAGCCGUGCGGGGCGGACACGUGGAGAUCGUCAAAGCUCUGCUGCAGAAGUACGCAGACAUCGACAUCAGAGGACAGGAGAACAAGACGGCGCUGUACUGGGCGGUGGAGAAGGGGAACGCCACCAUGGUCCGAGACAUCCUGCAGUGCAGCCCCGACACCGAGAACUGCACCAAGGAUGGAGAGACUCCUCUGAUCAAAGCCACUAAGAUGAGGAACAUCGACAUUGUUGAGCUGCUGCUGGAUAAAGGAGCCAAGGUUUCAGCGGUGGACAAAAAAGGAGACACGCCCCUCCACAUCGCCAUCCGGGGGCGGAGCCGGCGGCUGGCCGAGCUGCUGCUGAGGAACCCUAAAGAUGGCCGCCUGCUGUACCGGCCCAACAAGGCGGGAGAGACGCCGUACAACAUCGACUGCAGCCACCAGAAGAGCAUCCUCACGCAGAUCUUUGGAGCGCGCCACCUGUCCCCCUCUGAGUGCGACGGGGACAUGCUAGGCUACGACCUGUACAGCAGCGCGCUGGCGGACAUCCUGAGCGAGCCCACCAUGCAGCCUCCCAUCUGCGUGGGGCUGUACGCCCAGUGGGGCAGCGGCAAGUCCUUCCUGCUCAAGAAGCUGGAGGACGAGAUGAAGACCUUUGCUGGCCAGCAGGUGGAGCCCCUGUUCCAGUUCUCGUGGCUGGUGGUGUUCCUCUCUCUCCUGCUGUGCGCCUCGGUCGCCCUGGUGCUGGGCUUCACCGUGGACCCUAAGCUGGCCAUGGCCGUGUCCCUCAGCCUGCUGGCCCUGCUCUACCUCUUCUUCGUGGUGGUGUACUUCGGCGGGCGGCGCGAGGGGGAGAACUGGACGUGGGCCUGGGUGCUGAGCACCCGUCUGGCCCGUCACCUUGGUUACCUGGAGCUGCUGCUGAAGCUGAUGUUCGUCACGCCGCCGGACCUGCCGGAGCAGAGCACCCGGGCACUUCCUGUCAGGUUCCUGUUCACCGACUACAACCGUCUGUCCAGCGUGGGCGGGGAGACCUCCAUGGCGGAGAUGAUCGCCACGCUGUCCGACGCCUGCGAGGCCGAGUUCGGCUUCCUGGCCGCCCGACUCUUCAGGGUCUUCAAGACGGAGGACACCCAGGGGAAAGGUAAGCAGCGGUGGAAGCGGACCUGCUGCGUGCCGUCCUUCGUGCUCUUCCUGCUGGUGCUGGCCUGCCUGAUCACGGGGCUGGCGCUGCUGGCCGUGUUCCGGCUGCAGCCCGACCACCAGACGGUGAACGCCGUGCUGGUGGCGGUGGCCAGCCUGGUGGGCCUGGCCCUGCUGCUCAACGUGCGCACCUGGUGGCAGGUGAGCGACUCGGUGCUGCACUCGCAGAGGAAGAGGCUGCACGGCGCCGCCAACAACCUCGCCAAGCUGAAGAGCGAGGGCUUCAUGAAGGUUCUGAAGAGCGAGGUGGAGCUGAUGGCCCGCAUGGCGAAGAGCAUCGACAGCUUCACCCAGAACCAGACCCGCCUGGCCGUCAUCAUCGACGGCCUGGACUCCUGCGAGCAGGACAAGGUGCUGCAGAUGUUGGACACGGUGAGGGUCCUGUUCUCCAAGGGCCCGUUCAUCUCCAUCUUCGCCAGCGACCCCCACAUCAUCAUCAAGGCCAUCAACCAGAACCUGAGCAGCGUUCUGCGCGACUCCAACAUCAACGGCCACGACUACAUGAGGAACAUCGUGCACCUGCCCGUCUUCCUGAACAGCCGGGGGCUCAGCUCCGCCCGCAAGCUGGGCCCCGCCCCCGCAGCCCGGGACCCCGCCGACGGCUGGCACGAGGAGCUGGACAGGAAGUUGUCGCAACACAGUCUGGGAGAGCUCUCCAAGUUCGGCAGCAAGACCACCCUGAACCGCCGGGACACGUACCGGCGGCGUCAGCAGGUGCAGCGCUCGGUGACGCGGCAGAUGUCCUUCGACCUCAGCAAGCUGCUGGUGACCGAGGACUGGUUCAGCGACAUCAGCCCUCAGACCAUGAGGAGGCUGCUGAACAUCGUCUCUGUUACAGGCCGUCUGCUGAGAGCCAAUCAGAUCACGUUUAACUGGGACCGGCUGGCGUCGUGGAUCAACCUGACGGAGCAGUGGCCGUACCGCACCUCCUGGCUCAUCCUGCUGCUGGAGGAGACGGACGGAGUGCCCGACACCACCACCCUCAAGGCCAUCUACGACAGGAUCUCCAAGGGCAUCCCGACCACCAAGGACGUGGAGCCGCUGCUGGAGAUCGACGCCGACGUGCGGAGCUUCGAGGUCUUCCUGUCCUCCCGUACCCCCGUGCUCUCGGCCCGCGACAUCAAGACCUUCCUGCCCUGCACCAUCAACCUGGACCCCAAGCUCAGGGAGAUCAUCUCAGACGUGCGUGCGGCCCGGGAGCAGAUGAACCUGAGUGCGGCGACGUAUCCCAGCAUGCAGCAGGAGGCGCAGGCGCGGCCCACCUCCAUGUACAGCCAGCCCUCCACCGCCUGCUCGCCCUCCGCCUCCUUCGUGGGCGGCGGCGGCGGCGGCGAGACUCACAGCAGCUACUACAGCGGCCUGGCCGGGCCCCAGCACCCCUUCUACAACAGGCCUUAUUUCCCCCAACAUGUCUACCAAUGGCCACGCCCCCACCCGGGCUUCACCUACCAACCAUCUCACCUCCUGCCACGCCCAUUCUCUAGGACCGCCCCCUACAGGGACUACUGCUGCGCACCUCUGUCUAGGGGUUCAUCUUUAAAAAAGAAGCAGGCCGCUGCCUCGGUGGUCUCCGGCGUGCCCCCCGUGCUGCUCUCCUCCCUGACCACGGAGGCCGUGUGCGAGCGCGUCCGCCUGGUGGAGGGCAUCGACCAAGGCAUGCUGCCCCAGUACACCGCCACCAUCCGCAAGGCUAACGUGAACGGACGUGUGCUGACCCAGUGCAACAUCGACGAGCUGAAGAAGGAGAUGAACAUGAACUUCGGCGACUGGCAGCUGUUCAGAGCCACGAUCGUGGACAUGCGCAUCAUGGAGAGCCAGGUGCUGCAGGACGACGCCGCCAGUGAGCAGGGCAGCAUGGCGGCCCCCCGCGCCGUGGCCGCGCCCCACGUGGGCGUGGCCAACGCGGACGGCUCCUCCCCCAUGUACAACUUCAACCUGAGCUUCGAGGAGCUCAGCAACCUGGGGCUGGAAGAGCCCCCCAGGACCUCCAACCUGCAGUGGAUGAGCGGCGGGCAGCGGACGGCGAGCAUGACCAGCCUGAACUCCCAGGAGUCGUCCAACGACAUCUGGCGCCUGACGGACCGCCAGCAGUCCGAGUACCGCUCGGCCUACCAGGAGUACGUGGCCCAGAUGGCCAACGUGGAGAUGGGCGGGGCCGGGGAGCGCCCCGUGCAGCCGCAGCCCGGCCACUUCAUGACGCCCGCACCCCCGGAGGGCGGAGCCAAGGAGGGGGCGGAGCCCGACGCCCGCAAGCCCUACGCCAAGCGGCCCGGGGCGGGCGGGGCCGGGGGGAAGCCAGCCGCCGCCGCCGACCCGGACGCCGACGCCCUGGACCCCAUCACGGAGGAGGACGAGAAGGCGGAGCACCACGGCUCCGCCCGCUCCGUCCUGACCCGCAAGGCCAGCUCCUCCUCCGAGCGGGGGGGGGCGGGGCUGUUCGCCGCCGGCGCCGCCGAGCUCAAGAUGAAGGCCAGCGGCGGCGGCUACCAGAAGCUAACGAGCGACGACGAGUCGGAGGAGUCCGACCACGCCCCUCUGCUGAAGGACGGGGGCGGGGCCGCGGGCCAGGGGGGCGGGGCCCCGGCCCCCGCCGCGGCGCUGAAGGGGAAGGACUUCCUGUCCGACGUGACGCUGGACAAGAAGGACUCGUCGGACUCGGGGGUGCGGUCCAACGAGAGCUCGCCCAACCACUCGCUGCGGGACGAGGAGGCGGAGCUGUCCCAGCUGGAGGGCGCCAACCUGAUGGAGCUGGAGGAGGAGACGCAGGCCCGCCGCCGCGCCCCGCCCCCCGGCUCGCUGGGCGGGGGCGGGGCCCUGCAGGACGUCCGCAUGUCCAUCUGCUCCGAGGACCAGUGCAGCCUGCUGGCCAGCAGCCCCGAGGAGAGCUGGUCCUCGCGCUCCUACAACCUCAACCUGGCGCCCAGCACCGUCGCCAACAACCACACCAACAACCGGCCCCGCCCGGCCGGCCCCGAGGGCUCCAUCUCCUCCUCCACCUCCUCCUCCACCACCGGGGACGUCAUCUCCCCCCCGGUGGCCUCCUCCACCACCUCCUCCUCCACCUCCACCACCACCAAGCCGGGCCCCCACAACGAGAACGUGCGGGUGGUGCACCUAAAGAGGGGCCCCAACCCGGGGGACCCCCCGGAGAUCUGCUCCGUCAGCUCCGACACCGUCACCUUCGGCGAGGAGCGGGAGAGCAUCCUGUAGGGGGGGGGGGAGGAGCUACGGCUCGACGUCGAGGUGGUCGCUAAGCGAGUCCCUGUUGCCGUUUGUCAGUUGCUCCGUGUCGGUUGGUUAGUGGUGGUUUGUUUUGUUUAAGUAGCUCCGCUGUGCGUUUUGUUGCUCUCUGGGCUGAAGUAGCUUAGCUUUAGCCUUAGUAGCUUCUGUGUGCUGAGCUAGCUCGCUACCUUGCUCUGGUGUAGUUGCUAUGAGUUGCAAAAGCUAGCUAGACCUUGUAGAGAUGUUGUCUGUGUUCUAAGCUAGUUAGCCCUGGCAGGGUUCUUUGAAUGCUAGGUUAGUUAGCCAUGGCAGAGUUUUGUUUGUGCUAAGCUAGCUUGCUAGUCCUUGUGGCGUUAAUUAUCAUAACUUGGCUAGCCCUGGUGGGGUUAUUCUAUGUGCAAGGCUAGUUAACCCUGGCAGGAUUGUUAUGUGUGCUGAGCUAGCUAGCGCUAGCAUGGUUGGGAUGUGUAUGCUAAGCUAUCUAGCAUGGUUGUUCUGUGUAUGGUAAGCUAGCUAGACCUAACAUGGUUGUGAUGCGUGUGCUGAACUAGCUAGCAGUGUUUUAAUGCAUGCAGUCUGGAUGCACUAGAUUAGAAUCACCUGUUGAACAGUUCUGCUGCUGUCUGGCGUUUAAGAAAACCAAAUUGAAGUCAUAAACUUUAUUUUAACUCUUUUGAAACAUGAGGCUAGAAAUGAUAAAUCAAUGACCUUUGAAUUAAUAUUGAACCAUUAUUGACAAUAUUUUAAAUCCAGCCAUGUUGUUCUAUGAGUAAUAUUCACAGGAACUCACAGGUGAACAUGGUUAUUUGUGGAAGUAGAAGAAAUACUACGAGAAUAGUAAAAGUAAAGUAAAUAUUCAGUGUUGACCGUGAUCUGACCCGACCAGGUCUAUCUUGUUUGUGUUGUGUUAUUCUGCUGGUUCCUGAUCUCUGAAAGAGAUGACGGAUGAGGUGGUCUAACCCCCCCCCCCCCCCCCCAACUCUGUCUUCUAACGGGAUUGGUCGUAUUAAAGGUUUCACUCUCUUCAGACGGCACAUGUGUACGAAUCGUCGGUGAAGUUUGUUAACCAACUGAUUUCUGGAUGAAUAGUUUAUAAGACCUUUUUAAGACAGUAUUAAACCACUAACUAACCUAACGCCCGUUGACUCAACUCUAAAUAAGUCUGUUCCCGUCUGUCAUCUUAUUCUGACCCACCAGGAGGUUAUGAAUAGAAGUUCAGUGUUAACAAGUUGUGAUGUGAAGUUGAUACUGCGUUAUGUUUGUCUCGCGAGUUAUUAAGGACAACACAUGACUACAGUCGUCCUAGAAACCAUAGCAACUAGAAGACCUGCUCCCGUUUUAAACCUGCUUCUGUCGUUUGUCGCUGUGCGCUUAAAUAAAAUGCUUAAUAAAUGUGACGAGGUGAAACCUAGGAGUUAAAAGCAUGGACCAAUCGAAGCGCAUGUAGGGAAAAUCAACACGCAUGUAGUGAAAAUCCACACGCAUGCUUGUGUUAAAUCGCUGGUGUUUUGCAUGCCUUGUGAUGUGAAUAUUUAAUGUUAUAUCUGUGACACUCCAAGAUGAAUAAAAGCCGUAACUGGCAUCAAGAAGUGUCUUAAGGUGGAGCCAUUUAAAAUAAAAUGCUUUUGGUUACAGAAA